AUGAUCUUCGCUCCUGCCUUCCUAGAUUCAUCAAGUUGCUGGAACAUGAACCACGACCAGCUGCAGCUGCAGCAAAUCGGCGGUAACACUCAUAUCACUACUGCUCCUUCAACUGCUGGUCCUGGUGAUGGAGGAGGCAACAACAACAAUCUGGAAGGAUUAAUGGCCGGAGGAGGUGGUGGUGAUGGUGGCGGCGGCGGCAGGAAUAGUAAGCUGAUGUCGAUGUCUGAGCGGGCGCGGCUGGCGGGGGUGCCGCAGCCAGAGUCGGGGCUCAACUGCCCGCGCUGCGACUCCACCAACACCAAGUUCUGCUACUUCAACAACUACUCGCUCACCCAGCCCCGCCACUUCUGCCGUGCAUGCCGCCGCUACUGGACCCGCGGCGGCGCGCUCCACAAUGUCCCCGUCGGCGGUGGCUACAAUUUCUAUUCCACAACCAGUAAUGCACCUGGUAAUUAG
Molecule: messenger RNA, 459 nt
Organism: Triticum urartu
Lineage: Eukaryota; Viridiplantae; Streptophyta; Magnoliopsida; Poales; Poaceae
Source: RefSeq, a predicted model, not a curated record